UCGGAUCCACGGCGGCUUGAGCUGAUCGCCCGAUUCCCACAUCUUUCUUCCUCUCCACAUCGUCGUCCCAGCAAAUGCGAUUGCUCCGCUGCAACCUGUGCGCAUAGCAGGGGCAUGGACCCAUCAUCCCCAGUCGAAGGCGGUGUUUUGGCACAACUGUGACGUUUUAAGGCAGUUCCCGGCCAGAGCUACCAAUGAUACAAGUCGCUUCUAUUCCGCCGGGCUGGUCGCAAUGAACGGGCGUCGGAGCAGUGCACGGCAAAGGAGCAACCAGAGCGGGACUCGGCCAUCAGGGGGAUGCGGCAUCGGUACGCGGGAGCUGUCUAUCAGCACCAGAUCCCCCAGCAGAAGCGAGCCAGCAGCAGCAACAGCAGCAACAGCAGCAACGGCAGCAGCAGCAAGCCGAGCGGAGAGCCAGACGCGCCUGUUUUCAGCCUGCCGCCCCCGCCCUCUUCUUGUCACCACCGCGAUCGCGCUUCGACUACCGACGUUCACCGGCGGAGCCUCCAGGAGCUCCCGUGCGUGAGCCAGCCCACACCGAGAGCGCCGCACGGCAGAGACACGCCGCCUCGGGCGGGCUCCCGCGACAGCGCCCGCCGAGAGCGAGGCGUCACCGAAGGCAGCACCGGGGAGCCGGCCACUUUGAAGCAGGAGCCCUGGGCCCCGGCCCCGGUUUUUUCGAACUGCCACUGCAGUUUUUCCACGCAGGAGGCGACCCAUUCACAAAACCAGCACCAUCGCGUCGCACCACCGCAGCCCUCCCCACCUUUCCCCCCGCCUAUACCGCCACCACCGAGCACCACCUCCUCCUCCUCACUGCUGUUUUCUCGGGAAUCCAAACGGGGUGAUCGUCUGGGAAGGAGUGCCAAUAAUUACCAACAGGCAAGCAUCGUGGAACGCUGCAGGGGAGGAGGAGGAGCAGUGGGGCAACGAGACCACAGGCAGUUGCAGCAGCAACAGCAACAAGAGCAGCAGCAGCAGCAGCAGCAGCAGCACUGUCAUCCAAGACUCCCACAGAGGGACUCCUCCCCUGAAGGAAUCUGUGCAAACUCACAGAAAAGGUGCACUGACAGAAGAGCGCUCGAGCCUCAGACGCAGGAGCAACAGAUACCACAAUUAAGAGCGCGGCAGCAGCUACUAGUGGGCAGUAGCUUGCCUAUCAACCACUGCGCCAGCGGCUCUGGUGAGCUAUGUAGGACUCACCAAGCUCCACUGCUGCAACGGCAGCAGCAGCAGCAGCAGCAGCAGCCGCCGCCGCCGCCGCAGCAGCAGCAACAGCAGCAGCAGCCGUACGCGAGGACCCCCGCACCAGGCGACCCGCACGGCGCAACGCCCCCGGCGACAGAGCAGGCAGACGCGGCCAAGUCGAGCGCGACUGGCAGCAGCAACCACAGCAACAGCAACAGCAGCAGAGAGAGCCCCAACUACGGCUCCAGCUAUCACCUGUGGCCCGAGAGCCCGCAUAAAGGAGAGGAGAGGAUACGCAUCGAGCUUCGCAAGUUGGCCCCGUGA
Messenger RNA from Syngnathus acus (greater pipefish), 1512 nucleotides. RefSeq names its product myb-like protein AA. Bases 298 to 1512 code for a protein of 404 amino acids. The record is from RefSeq and is a predicted model, not a curated record. The transcript has 3 exons. Lineage: Eukaryota; Metazoa; Chordata; Actinopteri; Syngnathiformes; Syngnathidae.